Prunus armeniaca (apricot) is the source of this 1794-nucleotide messenger RNA. The record is from the annotation of a GenBank genome assembly. NCBI's taxonomy places the organism in Eukaryota, Viridiplantae, Streptophyta, Magnoliopsida, Rosales, Rosaceae.
AUGGAAGGAGAAAAAGAGUUCCAUAUUACAACAAGCAUGGAGAAGAACAAUAAUGAGAAGGCUGUGACAAAAGAUGAGCCUGAGGUCAAGCACAUGGGCAUCAAAGCCAUGCCCUUUGUUAUAGGGAAUGAGACCUUUGAGAAGCUAGGAACAAUUGGAACCUCAUCAAACCUCUUGGUCUAUCUCACCACAGUGUUCAACAUGAAAAGCAUCCCAGCUACAAAUCUUGUCAAUGUGUUCAACGGCACCUCCAACUUUGCUACCUUGCUAGGAGCCUUCCUCUGUGAUACCUAUUUCGGCCGUUACAAGACGCUGGGAUUUGCUUGUAUUGCUUCUUUCCUGGGAAUGCUGGUACUAACGCUAACAGCAGCAGUCUCAAAGUUGCAUCCUCCAAGCUGUGAACACAAUGCCUCAUGCACUGAUGCAACACCAUGGCAACUGGCAUUUCUGUUGAGCGGCCUCGGACUUCUUGUUGUGGGAGCUGGUGGCAUUAGACCCUGCAACUUAGCCUUUGGUGGAGACCAAUUCAAUCCCAACACCGAAUCAGGAAAGCGGGGCCUCGACAGCUUCUUCAAUUGGUACUACUUCACCUUCACUUUUGCCAUGAUGGUGUCCUUGACAAUCAUUGUCUAUGUGCAAUCCAAUGUGAGCUGGGCUUGGGGGCUGGCAAUCCCUGCAUUUUUGAUGCUCUUGUCAUGCAUUCUGUUCUUCAUGGGUUCAAGAAUUUAUGUAAAAGUGAAACCAGAAGGCAGUGCAUUGACAAGUGCGGUGAGAGUUACCGUUGCUGCACUCAAGAAGAGGCGGUUGCAGUUACCGGAGCAGCCAUGGGUUUCCCUUUUCAACUAUGUUCCAUCUGGUUCUAUCAACUCCAAGAUUUCCCACACUGAUCAAUUCAGAAUCCUAGACAAAGCUGCAAUAAUUACCAAUGAAGACAAAAUCAACUUAGAUGGAUCAACAGCAACUCCAUGGAAGCUCUGCAGCCUGCAGGAAGUGGAACAAGUGAAGUGCUUGUUUAGAGUGGUUCCCAUUUGGAUCUCAACCAUUAUAUACUAUGUUGCUAUGGUCCAGCAGCAAAAUUACACAGUCUUCCAAGCUCUGCAAUCUGAUAGGCGCCUUGGGAACACUGGCUUCAAGAUCCCCGCCGCGUCGUAUAUAGUCUUUAACAUGCUUGCCCUCACAAUCUGGAUACCAAUCUAUGACAGGCUCAUAGUCCCAGCAUUGAGAAGAAUGACAGGAAAAGAAGGAGGCAUCACAAUACUUCAGAAGAUGGGCUUUGGCAUGGUUCUUGCUGUAAUAACAAUGCUAGUAUCUGCAGUGGUUGAAGAGAAGAGAAGAAGCUUGGCUCUCUCACAUCCCAUUGGGAUUGAAGACAGAAGAGGUGCAAUUUCUUCCAUGUCUGGAUUCUGGUUCAUCCCACAACUGGGACUCAUUGGACUUUCUGAGGCAUUUACAGUGAUUGCCCAAGUGGAGUUUUACUACAAGCAAGUCCCAGAAAACAUGAGAAGCAUUGGGGGUUCUUUUUUGUUUGUUGGCAUGGCAAUGUCAAAUUACCUUAGUAGUAGUUUGGUGACAAUAGUCCACCAUACCAGUAAAGGUUCUUCAAUGGGGGAUUGGUUGCCUGAAGAUCUUAACAAGGGGAAGUUGGAUUACUUUUACUAUAUGGUUGCCGCAUUGGAGCUUUUGAAUUUUGGUUAUUUCAUUGUUCUUUCUAGGUGGUUUAAGUACAAAGGAAGUGACGACAGUGCCUCUGAAGUUGGGAUGGAAAAUAUGCAAUCUCAGAAACAUCUUGUUUGA